Ictalurus punctatus (channel catfish) is the source of this 9339-nucleotide messenger RNA. RefSeq names its product centrosomal protein 290 (gene cep290). The record is from RefSeq and is a predicted model, not a curated record. The transcript has 52 exons. Bases 569 to 7873 code for a protein of 2434 amino acids. Gene Ontology annotation, biological process: kidney development; camera-type eye development. Lineage: Eukaryota; Metazoa; Chordata; Actinopteri; Siluriformes; Ictaluridae.
CUCGGGCCAAGAGGAAUACGACUGUAUUCAGUGGUAGCUUAGCAACCUUAGAAAAUGGACAGUUUGAACCAGCUAGUUGGCUAACAACUGAUGAAGUCGUGUUUGUUAUCUUUGGUAGUAUAUUAAUGCGUUAGCUUUCUAUUUUUUAAUUAAGGAUAUUUUUUAUAUAUUUAACCCGUUUUGUGGGCACGUGAACGUUUUCAACGAGAAAUGUAGCCAUUUGUGCUAACCUUGUUUCUGUUAUGUAGCUCUGCCGAGCUAGAACAAGUAGUUAACGGGCGCAUUGUUUCAUAUUUUAAAUAGAUUUUUUUCAUUAAAUACCCUUUACAUUUUGUCUGUUAGUCUCUGAAACGCCAUGCACAUAAAUUCCUACAUGUAUUUAAUGCUGUAAUGCAUGGUACAGCCUCCAAUAGAGCAGAUUGGAGCAGCAGAAUGAGUUUUUAUUUCAGUUUAGCUGCAGUACUUUGCUCAAGAAUUUUGCUGCAACGCAUUUUCCCGUGUUAACUGUUACAUUUCACUGCACCUGAGCAUCAAGUGUACAGAUCUGACACCCCAGAACAAGAGCAAGAUGCCUCCAGCUGCAGACUGGACCUUCCUGAUGAGGGUUGACCCUGACAAUUUGGGAGAUGAUGAGGAGAAGAUCUGCGAUAUGCUUUUGAAGAUUUACCCAAAAGACCUGAAGGAGAGCGAGUUGAAGAAAGUAGCACAGCUGUUCAGAAUCUCACAGACCUUACUGAAGCUGAAGUUGGAGGAAGCGACCUGCGCCUACGAAAUUGUGGAAAAGGCCGGCGCUGAGCAAGCUAGGAUGGAAUCACAACUGAAAGAGGAGAUAGCUGAUCUGAAAACGGACCUGGAGAUUGCGCAGCGCUCUGCAGGGGGGAGAGACACACGCUUCCUCCGGGAUGAAAUCCGCCAGAUGGAGAGUCAGUUGGAACAGAAGGAUAAGGAGUUGGUCCAGCUGGAGAAGGACAUGAAUAAAGAGAGGAAAAGCAACGAGGAGCUGUCACGGCGAGUGGAGGAGGCUGAAGAUGAGAACAGAAGGAUGAAAAGAGAGAACGAGCAGCUCCAGCAGGAUGUCGAGUUCUACAGGAAGGAGCUGGAGCAGAAGGACUCGCACCAGAGCCGAGACGAGAGGACUGAGGCUCAGAAGAAACUCAACAAAGCCAACCAGCAGGCCGACCAGUACUGGGAGAACUGGCAGCGCUCUGAGGACGAGAACUCUCAGCUGAAGAGCGAGCUGGAGAACCUGCAGAAGAACCUGGAGGAGUCUGUGAGAGAGAUGGAGAAGAUGACAGACGAGUACAACAAGAUGAAAGUGGCGGUGCAGCAGACGGACAGAUUCAUGGACCAGCUGAGGAGAGAGAGAGACCAGGCCAUGCUGCAGGUGAGAGAGCUGACGCAGCAGAUUCAGGCUCGGGCCGAGGAGGACGAUCCAGUGAUGGCUGCAGUCAAUGCUAAAGUGGAAGAGUGGAGGAGUGUGUUAUCAGGGAAAGAUGCUGAAAUCCUGGAGUACCAGCAGAUGAUUCGGGACCUGAGAGAGAAGCUACGUGCGGCUCAGAUGGAUUCAGACAAAAGCAACAUCAUUGCGUUGCAGCAGGCGGUGCAAGAGAGAGACCAGCAGAUCAAGCUGCUGUCUGAGCGAGUGGAGCAGUACACAGGCGAAAUGGAAAAGAAUGCCUCGCUCAUUGAGGAGCUCAAGAAACCACUUAAAGAUAAAGGUCCGGGCUCUAGCACACAGCAGAGGAAACUGGACGAGCUGAUUGGAAAGCUGCAGGCUGCAGAGCGGAGGGCAGAGCAGGCCGAACGCUCCGCCCAUCUCGCUGAAUCCGACGCCCACCACAAAGACCAGGAGCUGAGCGAAACCCUGAGCCGCAUUCGGCUUUACGAGUCUGGCACUGAUGGGCUGGUAGCUGCCGUAGCCGAGAUCAAAGAAAGCAAAAACCAGGUCAGAAUCCGUGAUCGAGAAAUAGAAGCCAUGACCAGGGAAAUAAACCAACUGGAGAUGAAGAUCAACGACCUUCUGGACGAGAACGAGGAGCUAAGAGGGCGCCUGGGUUUAAAUCAGAAAGAAGAAGUGGAUUUGACCGAGUUCAGGAGAUCAAAGGUGUUAAAACAAAGGCAGUACAGAGCGGAGAACCAGGUUCUGCUAAAGGAGAUUGAACGUCUCGAGGAGGAAAGGCUGGAGCUCAAGCAGCGUAUCCGUGCCCUGGUGAAGGACAAAGGUGUCACAGUGAUCAGUAGUUCACUUCUUGAUGAUGAAACUGUAGAGGAACCCAGCAGGUCCAACAGGGAGAGAUCGACCCUCAGACCAGCUGAUGAGGAUGAAGUCAAAAGAAAGAAUGACUUCCUGCAGAAGGAGCUGAUGAGCAGAGAGAAAGAGCUGGAGCUGAAGAGAAUAGAAUCCUUGCAGUUUAAAGCCAAACAGAACGAGAUGCUGAAGGAGAACAAGCAGCUGGAGCAGGGCAUGAAGGAGAUUUUGCAGGCCAUCCAGGAGGCGCAGAGCAAAGCUCCCACUCAGACGGCCAUCAGCAUCCCCAGCCUGGAGAGACUCGUCAGCGCCCUGGAGAUGAAGCACUCAGAGGGGAAGGUUGAUGUAAUUGCACAUCUGAGAGCACAGCUGGAUCAGCUGACGGGCAGGAACGAGGAACUGAGGCAGGAGAUGAAGGCAGCUCGAGAAGAGGCAGCCAACACACGGACUCAGCUAAUGAAGGCUAAUGAAAAGGUCGCACGUUUAGUGAGUGAGGUUGAGGCUGUGAGGCAAUCGGCAGGCAUGGCUGUAGCUCCUAAACCUCUUCUUCUGCCUGAAGAAAUGACACCAUCCAGCGCACAAGUCAUCAGUUCUCUCAAUGAGUACAUGAUCCAGCUGUUACAGGAGUUAAGGAAUAAAGAAGAUUCGAGCAAGCAGCACGGUCUGGCUUUGGAUGAGUACAAAAGGAAAUUCGCCGUAAUGCGACAUCAACAAGGACUGCUGUACAGAGAGUACCAAAGUGAGAAGGAGGCCUGGAAAAAGGAGAAAGACUGUUUUACGGAGUUGAAAUCCAAAAUGGAAGAGCAGAAGGAGCUGGAUGCGGUGAAGAUCCAAGAAUAUAAUUUCUGGCUGGAGACUCUGCAGCAGGAUCCGGCUGAGAUUAGGAGGCAGGUGGCCGAGGCGGCCCGUAAAAUGACUUUACUGCGAGUGAACGAGAGGUCUCUGACCCGCCGCUACACCACCUUGUUGGAGCAGGAGCACCACCUGAGGAAGGAGAACAACAAGCUGAAGGAUGACUCAGUGCAAAUGGAAGCUGCUGUUACAGAGCGAAUCGGCUACCUCCAGAGGUUCAAGGAGAUGGCUGCGUUCAAAAUGGCGGCACUCCAGAAAGUGCUGGAAGACAGCGUCCCAUCUUCGGAGCUGGAAAGAGCGAACAAGCAGUACAACGACCUCACGAUGAAAUACAGAGAUCUGCUCCAGAAAGACAACCACCUCAUUCAGAGAACCACCACGCUGGAACAUUUGGAGGGUGAGAACGUUUCCCUCCGUGAGCACAUCAGCGGCAUCAACAAGGAGCUCGAGAUCACGAAGGAGAAGUUGCACACACUAGAGCAGGCCUGGGAACACCUCAACACCGCUGGAGGAGAGAAUGGUUUGGAUAAAGCUGCAAAGGCUCUGGCAAACAGCGAGAUCGUGUCCGUGUCCAAGCGCAUCACCACCCUGGAGAUGAAGGAGCUGAAUGAGAGGCAGCGAGCCGAGCACGCUCAGAAGAUGUACGAGCACAUGAGGAGCUCUCUCAAACAGGUGGAGGAGCGGAACUUUGAGCUGGAGGUCAAGUUUGCCGAGAUGGCGAAGCAGAACCUGGAGGCACAGCGGAUUGAGCGUGAGCUACGAGACGAGCUGGCCGAUAGCGUCAGUAAAGAAGUCAGUGACUCUGACCGGCUCCGCAUCUCUGAGCUGGAGAAAAGCGAAGCCCAGCUCAGGAUAGAGGUGUCUAAGUUGCGGGAGGUUUCAGACAUAGCAAAAAUGCAGGUAUUUGCUCUGGAAGCCAGGCAGCAGUCCCGGGAAAAGGAGGUGGAGUGUCUCAGGAGGCAGGUGCUUGACUAUCAGGCUCAGAGUGACGAGAAGGCCCUUAUCGCCAAGCUCCAUCAGCACAUCGUGGCACUGCAGCUGAGCGAGACGGCAGCCAUCAGCAGGCUUGAGGCCUACACCACCCGCCUUCAGCACCUGGAGGCUCAGAGGCUGCGGGCGGAGCAGCAGUUGGACGCUCAGCAGCAGGCGCUGUGGCAGGCGAGGCAGGAGGGGCGUCAACGUGCUAGACACCUCCGCCAGGCCUUGCAUGCCCUGCGCAGACGGUUCUCCGGAGCACUGCCCCUUGGCCAGCAGGAGAAGUUCUCCAGCACCAUGCUGCAGCUGCAGGAGGACCGAGCAAGGGCGCGGGAGGAGGCACGCCGGGCGCAGGAGGAGCGCAGCACGGCUGAGGGGAAAGCGCAGGAGCUGGAGCUCCGACUGAAGGGUCUUGAAGAGCUCACAGCCACACUGAAGGACGUUAAAGGAGCUCAGAAGGUGAGCGAGUGGCAUAAGAAGCUGGAGGAGGCUCGUCUGCAGGAGCUGAGGAAGAACAGAGAGCUGGUGGCGCAGCGGGAGGAGAUCAGGUAUCUGAAGAACAUGGUGGCCGAGCAGGAGCGCUCCAUCAUUGGUCUCGAGGAGGAACUGGUGCAGCAGAACAACCUGUUGGAAGAGCAGCAGCUCUCGUGGGAUCAGAGAGAGGUGGAAUUGGAGCGACAGCUGGACAUCUAUGAGAAACAGCAGAACCAAAUCAUCGGAUCUGCUCAGAAGUUUGAAGAAUGCAUGGGUUCUCUGCCAGAUCCAAACCAGCCUCUAGCUCAUCAGCUGGACCAAGCUCUGGGUAAACUAAGGGAGUACGUUCGCACCAUUCUGGAGACUCAAGCCACCUGCAAAACUAUGGAGGAGAAGCUGAAGGAGAAGGAGGCGGAGCUGUGGCAGGCCGAGCAGAACGUCCUGUCGCGGGAUCGAGUCAUCAACGAGCUCCGACUCCGUCUCCCUGCCACCGCCGACAGGGAAAGGCUCCUCGCCGACUUGAGCAAGCAGGAUGACACGAGCAGCCAGCAUGCCGUGAAGAUCGCACAACAGACCAUCAGCAACCUGCAGUGUCUCCUCGACCAGAAAGAGGAGGUCCUCAAGAAGUACCAGAACCUUCUGGCCAGGGCGAGACAGGAACAGGAAGAAGCAGUAAAAAAGCACGAGGAGGAAGUGAGGAACCUGCACCAACAGCUGGACCUUCACAUGGACUUGUCCCUGGACCGCUUCAGACAGACGACUCUGGAGCUGAUGAAGAAACCCAGACUGGACGUCCCGACCACGAAGCAGAUGGAACGGUUGGCUGAAAUGGAGCAGAUGGUGACGGAGCAGGACACGUCUCUGUCAUCGCUAAUGCACAAGCUGAAGGUGCUGAGCGCUGAGCUGGAGAGACAGAGACACGUCACAGCUUUUCAGGCCAAAGAGCAUGCGGCGCAAACGGCCAAACUGGAGGAAAGGCACACGUGUCAGAUAAAGGCCAUGUCUAAGGAAUCGGAGGAUCUGAGAUCCCAGCUGUCCCAGAUGGAGAAAGAGCUGCAGUACCUCAGCACCGAGCUGGAGGCACAAAAAGAGGCCAACGUUCGCUCGCCAAGCAACACCAUGAAGAAUCUGGUUGAGCGCCUGAAGGCCCAGCUGGCCCUCAAAGAGAAGCAGCUGAAGGCCCUCAGUAAAGCCAUGCUCGAGUUUCGGGCGCAGAUGACGUCCCAGGCUGAGCAACAGAUCAUCGCGAACGCGGCCCAGAAAGAGGAGGCACUCAAUGUUCAGCAGAUCGUGGACAAGCAAACCAAAGAGCUCAAGGCUCGUGUAAAGGAGUUGAACGAUGAGCUGCAGAGCUGGAAGGAGAGCGUGAAAGCAGGGAAAACCCGACAGAUCUCUCUGAAGGAGGAGGUAGAGAGCCUGAGCCGCGAGCUACAGAGGAGCCAGAAGAUCCAGAGCAGACUUCAGAGCGAGAGAGACAAUCUGGAAGAACAGCUGGACGAGUUGAAGCAGAAAGUGAAGAGACUCAGCAGCGGCCUGCAGGGUCAUACUGAAGUCCCCUCAGUAGAGGCUUUACACAAUAAGAUCCGCAGACUGGAGUCAGAACUGGACAGGAAGAAUGCGUCAGAGCCAGCGGAGAAAAAAAUGGCGGUGAGGGAUGACAAGUCUAAUAAAGAAGAACUGGUGAGGUGGGAAGAGGGUAAGAAGUGGCAGGCGAGGAUGGAGAAAGUCCGAAGUCUUUUAAAAGACAAGGAGAAAGAGACGGAAUCCCUUUCCAAGCAACUGACCACCCUGAAGGAGCUCUACGGAAGGCUGGAGCAAGAGAAACUGAGCCUGCAGAGGAAGUUGAAGAGUCGAGGCGUGACGGUGGAUCAGGUGGUGGGCACACGGGCCACCCUCGAGGCUGACAAAGAGAUCGAGGAGCUGAGGAAGAGGAACUGUGAGCUGGAGCAACAGAUAGAGAUCAUCAAGCAGCAACAGGCUUUACCUCGGGACGCUGCGAUGGAGGACAUGAACAUCAGGAACCGCUACCUGGAGGAGAGACUUCAUUCUCUGGAAAGCCAGCUGGCAAAAGAGCCCCUAUCCAGGCCAUCGACAUCUGGCCGGGGCUCAGCAGGGACACCGACACAGAGGGAGCAUGAGUUACAGAAAGAGAACCUCAAGCUCUCCAGCGAGAACCUGGAGCUGCGCUUUCAGUUAGAGCAGGCUAACAAAGACCUGCCACGUCUUAAGGCUCAGGUGUCUGACCUCAAAGAAAUGUGUGAUGCUCUGAAAAAGGAGAAAGCAGAGGUGGAAAAGAAGCUGGGUAAUAUCCGUGGGCCAGCGCAGUCUGGACGAAGUGGAAAAACUGUCCCCGAACUGGAGAAGACCAUCACGCUAAUGAAGAAGGUGGUGGAGCGGGUGCAACGAGAGAACGAGACCCUGAAAAAGAGCUCGGCGACGGCGAUCCAAGCGCAGCUCGCCGCUCUACAGCACGAGCACGAGAAACUCAAGGCCGAAUACGACAGGACGAAAGAGCCGAAUCAGCUGACAUCCAAACUCGAGUCGCAGGCUAAAGGAAUGGAGAAAAUUGUGAUGGAGAAUGAGCGGCUGCGCAGGGACAUCAGAAAGGAAUCAGAGGCCAUAGAGAAGCUGCGAGUAGAGAAGAGCAGUCUGGAAGUAAGAAAUGAAAAGCUGAAGCUGGAGCUCGAAGAGACCAACCAGAAGCUCCUACUGGCUCAGUCGAAGGGUCCGUCCAUAGAUGGAGCAGAUAGCAAGACCUGGAAAUCUAAAGUUGUGACGAGGUUGUUUGAAAACAAAAUGAAAGGGCUCGAGAAUGAACUCUCCAAGAAGGACGCAAGUCUCUCAGAGCUCAAAGUGCAACUCGCAGAAUCCCGUGAGAAAGAGCAAACAACGCGGCAAACCGUCGCACAGCUGAAUGAACAAGUAGAGCUCCUGAAAAAUAUUCCCAGUGAUGGGCUCGCUAAGGAGUUUAAGUCUGUUAGUCUAGCAAACCACCAGCUGGAAAAGGAGAAGCUUCGUCUUCUCGAGCGGAUCCAGAAAUAUGAAGAGCAGUUUGGAACCCAUAUGGACGGACCAGGAUACAAAGAACUUCAGGCCCAAAUAAAGUCAUCGAGUGCUGAGAAGAGCCAGCUACAGGACGAAGUCAGUAGGAUGACCAAAGAACUGGCGAACUUUGACCCGACGUUCUUUGAGGAGCUCGAAGAUCUCAAGUUCAAUUACAACGUAGAGGUGAAGAAGAACAUCAUCCUGGAGGAGCAGCUGAAAAAACUGUCCGAGCGCUUCGGAGUGGAAGUGGACAUCCCGACGGAGGGGUCAUUGAGUUAACACGGAGAGAAGAGGGAGUCGUAAAUGAUUCCACGGGCUCUGGUAAACCCAAACCAUCGGUGGUGUUUUUAUAGUUCCAUUAUUUUUUGUGUAUAAAGUAUAUUUAUGAACAGUGUUUUAACAUGAUUGUGAAGAGAAUGUGAUAUUUUUGUGGCUACACUCAUCAUCACUGCCCCAAAAUUGUUCCAUUGUAUCAAAAACAAGAUUUUAUAAAUAAUUCAGUUCCAUGAUUUAUUAUAACCGCAUUCAUGCAUGUCGCGCAUAUACAGUAUAUUACAUAGUCACUUUUAGCUAAAUACAUUAAAUCUACAUCAAUUCUCCCUCUUACAAUUCGAGAGCAACUCAACCCACCAUUUCAGGCUCGUCAUCAGAAUCAUGUAGUAAAACUACCAUGAUUACUGCAAGUGCUACUUUACGGCAUACACAAGCAGAGGUUCCGUACAGAAUUCCACUACUUAGAUUUGUCCUGUCAGUAAAGAUGAGCAUCAUUGUAAAGCGGAGGUGAAACAGUUGAGGAGGAGGAAUGUUGUGUAACUGAUCAGGCUUCGAGCUGGACGUCUCUGAUGGAGCUGAAACGGCAUCCGGUGAGGCCGGCCAGAGCGGCGAACAGGUUCUUCCACGAGUCCGCUGAAGCGUCAGGGUCUGACGGGAAUUGGUCCACGUGAACCACCACAGGCCGGGAGUUUAAGAAUGCAUCGCCAUCGGGCCACUUCAGACCCAAGUGGUGCCGAUGAAUCUGCAAAGACGGGUAAUAUCUCACCUCAUCAGGAGAUCAAAUAUUAGAUCAUAUGAUGUGUAGGUACUGAAAUAAUAGAUUUUUGUAUAACUGAAAAUUGUACAAAAAAAAUGAAAUGUUAACAUGAGUGACAACGGAGUUGACUGUAGAAAUACUCACAGUAAUGAUAUAUUGUCAGAAUAAAACUCUCUGCGACAUGCAGUUAGAGGACAAUAAUCAACCACAGGAUGGUGUGAUGAAGCUCAGUUACUGUUAGCACCCUGAAGUUGAGUCUUUUCCUAAUAGCAGCAUGCUUUAUAUCAAUGAUUACGCACAGGUUUAUGCGCGGUGUCCACCGUGAACGAAUGAGUCGUUACUAUAGAAACGAGAGACUGAGGCGGAGAGGUCGAGGACGUUACCUUGACGAGAGCACCGUCGUUACAGUGCCACACUAUUCCCUCCACACGGCCCUCGUCGUUCUCCUGAAACCACGAGCGAAGCUGAUGGUACUCCACCGCAGGAGCGUUGCGGAUGCGCAGGAUUCCAUGCGGCACCAGAACGUGGAGCGGAUUCUUCUUACUGCCCAAACCUGAGAUUUAAACCGGUGCUUAUUAUAAGAGUUACAACUUCUUACAAAACCUUUUUUCCUUCAUAUUUAUUUUAAUUUAUCUUCCAUCCAGACGCACUUGUUAGGGUAUGACGAUCUGUCCAAAAUAUCAUAACGACACAUGACCUGCAUCAGAGGGGGGGG